Vigna radiata var. radiata (mung bean) is the source of this 2738-nucleotide messenger RNA. Its product is annotated as exocyst complex component EXO70E2. NCBI's taxonomy places the organism in Eukaryota, Viridiplantae, Streptophyta, Magnoliopsida, Fabales, Fabaceae. Gene Ontology annotation, molecular function: phosphatidylinositol-4,5-bisphosphate binding. The transcript has 2 exons. The record is from RefSeq and is a predicted model, not a curated record. The coding region runs from base 492 to 2546 and encodes 684 amino acids. Gene Ontology annotation, cellular component: exocyst. Gene Ontology annotation, biological process: exocytosis.
GUAGAAAGAAAACGAAUUUGAGAUUGGUCAUAGAAAUCGCAGCCACGCCAAUAUUUUUCAUAUUAUCAUUGUCAUUACUAUUAUUAUUAUAUUUAUUUUAUCUUUUUAAAGCUCCUAAAAGAGCUCUUCCUUCUCCUUCGCUUUCUCCUUAUUAACACAACUGUGUCUGCCUUCAUAAAAGUCAAAACAGAGCGUUCAGUGCUUUUGAUACUUCUUCUGUCCUUCCAGAUCUUGCUAACCGUUCAAUUCUCCUGCUUCUCCUUCACUCAGAUUUUUGUUGGGUGUUCCUGAUAUCCAGGACGGAAGUAAAGGCAGAAGGAGGAUUUUCAUCUUAGCCACCUGAACUUUUGGUGUUGAAUUUGGUUGGUGAUAAAUUGUUGAAGUGGGUGAAUUGGAGGAUUGUGGAGGAGGAAGUGUUGAGCUUGAUUUUGGGAUUCAAAAAGGUUGGAAGUGGUUUUGGUGAUUGUUGUUUGUUGAAGUGGGGUUUUUCAAUGGCUGUAGAGGAGUCUGAGUCUGUGAUUGGAGAGCUAGAAAGAGAGGAGAACUUGAUUGCUGCAGUAAGGCAUAUUGUGAAGGCACUAGGGCCGAAUAAGACCCUUACCAGUGAUGCCAAGAAAAUUCUGGCAGAUCUUGGGACCAGAUUGUCUUCCAUGUCCGUACCUAGUGAGAAGGAGGAGGGUAAACAAGGCCAAGGAGGGCAGGGCCGCGAUGAUCAUGAUGGUGGUGCUGAUGAUGAUGAUGAGGAGGAGGAGGAUGAUGAUGAUGAGGGUCUUAAUGCUAUUGAAGAAAGACUUAAUGUGAUUCAGGAGAAAAUUAUGAGAUGGGAGGAGGAUCAGUCCAUGAUUUGGGAUUUGGGAACUGAAGAAGCAUCUGAGUAUCUGAAUGCUGCUAACGAGGCCCGCAGGUUGAUUGAGAAGUUGGAAAGUUUGCAUUUGAGGAAAGAGGAUCAAGAGUACGAGUUUCUGCAGAGGGCUUAUAGUGUUCUUCAAACUGCUAUGGCACGCCUUGAAGAAGAAUUCAGUAACUUGCUUAUCCAGAACAGGCAACCUUUUGAGCCUGAAUAUGUCUCUUUUCGUUCCAGUGAGGAAGAUGUUGUUGAUGAGAACUCCAUAAUCUCUAUAGGUGAUGAAUCAGUUGAGGAAUCACUUCAAAGAGAUAGUGUCAGCAGAGCGUCUGAGGAGCAUAUCAUUGAUUUGGUUCAUCCAGCCGUGAUCCCGGAUCUCAGGUGUAUUGCAAACUUACUUUUUGCUUCAAAUUAUUGCCAGGAAUGUUCCAAUGCUUAUAUCAUUGUCCGGAGGGAUGCCCUAGAUGAGUGCCUCUUCAUUCUUGAAAUGGAAAGGCUCAGCAUCGAGGACGUCCUGAAAAUGGAAUGGGGUACUCUGAAUUCCAAAAUCAAAAGAUGGAUUUGGGCUGUCAAAAUCUUUGUUAGGGUGUAUCUUGCAAGUGAGAGGUGGCUCAGUGACCAGAUUUUUGGGGAGGGUGAGCCUGUCAGUCUAUCUUGUUUUGUUGAUGCAUCUAAGGCUUCCAUAUUGCAACUUCUGAAUUUCGGUGAAGCCAUGUCCAUUGGCCCUCACCAACCUGAGAAACUGUUCCGUGUUCUUGACAUGUACGAGGUUCUGCAAGACCUUAUGCCAGACAUUGAUGCUUUGUAUACAGAUGAGGUUGGUUCCUCGGUUAAAAUUGAAUGUCAUGAAGUUCUGAAGAGACUGGGCGAUUGUGUGAGGGCAACAUUUUUUGAAUUUGAAAAUGCCAUUGCAACAAAUGCAUCAUCAACCCCUUUUGUUGGUGGUGGCAUACAUCCUUUAACCAAAUAUGUUAUGAAUUAUCUCAGAACCCUUACAGACUACAGUGACAUACUCAAUCUACUUCUUAAGGACCAGGAAGAGGAAGAAUCCAUUUCGCUGUCACCUGACAUGAGCCCUGGUACAGAAGAAGAUAGCAAAAGUCAGGGGUCUCCACGUAGAGUUUCCUCAAUGGCCCUUCGAUUCCGAUCACUCGCAUCUAUCUUGGAAAGCAACCUUGAGGAGAAGUCUAAGUUAUACAAAGAAGUCUCCUUGCAGCACUUGUUCUUGAUGAACAACCUGCAUUAUAUGGCUGAAAAGGUCAAGGGGUCUGAACUCAGGCUGGUGUUUGGAGAUGAAUGGAUUCGAAAGCGCAAUUGGAAGUUUCAGCAGCAUGCAAUGAAAUAUGAGAGGGCUAGUUGGAGUUCUAUUCUUCUCUUACUAAAGGAUGAAGGGAUUCUUGUUCCCGGUACAAAUUCGGUCUCAAAAAGUCUUCUUAAAGAGAGGCUACGAAGCUUCUACCUUGGUUUUGAGGAUGUUUACAGGAUCCAGACAGCUUGGCUUAUCCCAGAUAUUCAGCUUCGCGAAGAUUUACGGAUUUCUAUAUCACUCAAAGUAAUCCAAGCUUAUAGAACUUUUGUUGGAAGGCAUAACAGUCACAUAAGUGACAAAAUCAUUAAGUACAGUGCUGAUGAUUUAGAAAACUACCUUUUGGAUUUCUUUGAAGGAUCUCAAAAGUGGUUGCAAAAUCCUCAUAGAAGGUAGUGAUAGCAGAUAGGCAAGAAUAAUCCUGUUCUCUUUUACAGGCUUGUAUGUGUUCAUAAACAGGUUAGGGUCCAUGUCAAAACCUUAUUGUCCCACUUAGUGUGUAUUAUAUUUAAUGACUGUAAGAGUUUCAUCUGCCAUUUUGCAAUGUAUUAUUCUUUUGAUUUACUUAAAUUUGAUUUGAUUCCAAAA